AUGGUUAGUGAGGCUACUAACCAGAAGAAAGAUGUCAAGAUUAGAAAUGAAAUAGUUGAUGAUGUCAAUAAAAUGGAAAAUGAUGCCAUUUUGGCCAGAUGGAUGGGUAGGAUUAUAUACCCAUAUGGUCAAGCAUCCCAAAUUGAAUCAUGUUCGCACCAGGAGUAA
Molecule: messenger RNA, 168 nt
Organism: Dovyalis caffra
Lineage: Eukaryota; Viridiplantae; Streptophyta; Magnoliopsida; Malpighiales; Salicaceae
Source: the annotation of a GenBank genome assembly